Messenger RNA from Eimeria tenella, 684 nucleotides. RefSeq lists its product as uncharacterized. The record is from RefSeq and is a predicted model, not a curated record. Lineage: Eukaryota; Apicomplexa; Conoidasida; Eucoccidiorida; Eimeriidae. The transcript has 5 exons.
CUGCUGCAGGACGGCUCAGCGCAGACGGGCACUGCUGCUGCUCCGGUGCUGCUGCUGCUGCAGCAGCAGCAGCUGGACCCACAGCAGCAGCAGCAGCAGCGGCAGCUGGCCCACUGGGGCGAGUUCGUUGCUGCUGCUGCUAAACAUGCUGCGCUGCAGAAGCAAGUUGGCGUUGGCAGCCACCUCAGCAAACAGCUCACGCUGCAGCAGCUAGCCAGACUUCUGAAGAUUCUGAAGUUCCUUUGUGUUCUCCUCAAGAAGCAAAAACGUUCCUUCUCCAGCCAACAAGACCUGGCGAGGCAGCUGCGGGUGGGGCCGGAGCCCCCUGGCCACGCAGUGACUGCGUGGCUGCAGACGGAGUUUUUGAAAAAGGGUUUUGACGAGAAGUACAGCAUGCCCAAGGAGUAUCAAACCAAGGUGCUGAUGACGAUCGCUUGGGUUUGCUGCGCGUUGUCUGCGGACUUCAAAUUUGACUUCACGACUCUUUUGGAGGUGGAGUUCAACAACGAGAGAACCGCAAACUUCGCGGCGUGUGCUUCUCUCAUUGGUAUGAAACCCUCACGCACCAACGAAAAGGAGUACCAGCUGUCGUUCCCUUCGCCUUUAGUGCAGCUGGAAAGUGCUUCGGACCUUUCGGUGUCUCUACAGUCCGUUUUCGAGGAGAAGAGAAAGCGGCGGCGCUAA